Molecule: messenger RNA, 2331 nt
Organism: Ruditapes philippinarum (Manila clam)
Lineage: Eukaryota; Metazoa; Mollusca; Bivalvia; Venerida; Veneridae
Product: transcription intermediary factor 1-alpha-like
Exons: 2
Coding region: 434-2206 (590 amino acids)
Biological process (GO): positive regulation of DNA-templated transcription
Cellular component (GO): chromatin; nucleoplasm
Molecular function (GO): ubiquitin-protein transferase activity; zinc ion binding; protein binding
Source: RefSeq, a predicted model, not a curated record
UGAUAAUGAAUAUAUCUUUAAAACUUGUAGUAAGUCAACAAAGAAAUAAGAAUUUAAAGUUAAAAAUACUGUCAUCUAUCAUAAUUCAAGUUUCAUAAAAAAUAUUUUAAGUACACAAAUAUUGUUAUAUUUGCCAUAUCUUAAACAUGUGUAUUUGUUGGUAAUUGUAUUGAAGGUAAACCUAAAGUCACCUCUGGUUAAACCUCAAACUAAGGCAUUUAGUGUACUGUAUAUUGGUUUUCUGUUUAGAGUAAUAUCAUCAUUCUUUUGUAAUAUAAUACUACCUGGUUUAAAUCUUUAUUAAAUUGAUCUACAAGUUUAUACAGGUUAAAUACAUAGCAGUGGAUAGACGGGAAGUGACUUGUCAGAUAAGAAACUAAAGAAGUCAAUAUUUUUAAUAUUCUAGCCAGCUGUAUAAAUACCUGGUUACAUUAUGGCUGUUCCUGGAAGAAAGGCAUCUCAGAAACUGUCAUCUACACUAUCUCGAGGUGGUGCUGAAGAUUUUGACAUAUUCUGUGAACAAUGUGACAGAGAUGACAUCAGACUACCUGCCUUUGGUUACUGUGUGGAUUGUGAGGAACAUUUAUGUCAAACUUGCUUUAACACUCACAGACGACCAAAAUCACUACGCCAUCACCAACUUCUAGAUAAAGAUCACAUGCCACAUAAACAAAACCUCCGUAAGUCAUUAAAAUCUACUUCCGGUGGAAAGACAGCUGAUUUGACAAAGUCUUGUCCUAAACAUACAAAUGAAAUUAUCAAGUUUUUUUGUCAUGACCAUAACACACUUAUAUGUAGCGUUUGUGUAACCCUUCAACACACACCAACAUCCUGCCACGUGGACUACAUACCUGAUUUAUCAGGACAGAUUUUAGACAGCACCGAGUUCAAAGAAACUCUAAAGGAUAUUGACAAAUUAACAGACAAAUGUUGCCAGAUUACAAAAAAAUUAAAACAAAGAGUUGACAAAUCAACAAUUUCUCUUAAAGACGCUAUAGUAGAAAUAGAAAACUUUAGAAAAGAGAUAAACAAAAGAUUAGAUGAAUUAGAAAAGGACGUUAAAGAUGCUGCAGGAAAAAUCCAACAUGAAAAUCAAAGAAAGUUGAAAACAACAGAAACAAUGUGUGAUGACAUCAACAAAUCACUCCAAGCAUCAGCUGAUACUCUAAAACAUCUCAACACCAACAAGAAAACUGACCAACUAUUUACUGAAUUGAAAAUAGCUCAGCAACUGAUAUUACACAAUGAAAAUAUAACAAAACAACUACCAACAACCAAUGAUGUUGAUGAAUACAAUUUUGAAUCAAAUCAUGCAAUCAAAAAACUCCUUCAGAAUGAGAAAUCAUUGGGAACAUUGAGAAAAAAGGAACUGAAGCAACCAGCUCAACCAAUAAAUAAGGCUGCUGUACCAAUGAAAAUGUCUACCCCUAGAAACAUCAAUGUUAAAACAUCCUCAGAUAAAGAUAAUUGCUGGAUUACUGGUAUAACUGUCUCUCCUCAGAACCAAUUAUUUGUAGCAGAUUACAAUAAUAACUCAAUUAAAAUGAUAGACAUAAAAAGUGGAGCAAUCAAACAACUACAGCUUGAAUCAAACCCCUGGGAUAUCACCAUAGUGACCAGAGAUACACUUGCUGUUACAUUACCAAACAUUAACACAAUACAGUUCAUUUCCUUCUCCUCAAACUCUCUCUCAUUGAAAAACAAACUGAAAGUAGAUGGAGAGUGCCAUGGAAUAAGCCAUCAUCAGGGGAAACUUGCAGUUACCUUUAUAUAUCCUGCUAAACUCCAAAUCAUGGACUUGAAAGGUAAUAUUAAAAUUACAGUUGAGAAAGAUUCCAAUGGUGACAGUAUUUUCAGUUGCCCUUGGUAUGUCACCACAAACAGCCAUUCAAUCUAUGUAUCUGAUAAAGGCAAAAAUGCAGUUAUAUGGUUUAACUGGCAGGGAGAGAUGAUAGGAAGGAAUGUAGACAUUGUAAGUCCAAGGGGUAUUUCACUGUUAGAUGACGGGUCCUUCUUUGUGAGUGAUUACUGGACUAAUUGUAUAUAUAGAGUAAGUGGUGAUUGUAAAGACAGGACAACUAUACUGGAGAAUGUAGAGGAUCCUCAAGCUGUAUGUUGGUGUGCUGAGACCAGUACACUUUAUUUAAGUACAUACAGCAACAACACAGAGAGUAACAAUAUUAUCAAAAUAUAUAAAAUGAUGUAGAACCAAGCAAUGGUAAUCAAUGCAGACAUAACAAAACAUAUUUAUCAUUACUUUAAGUUUUGAUAAUACACCCAUAAGCAGUUCUUAUUUUGUAUAUGUGCUAAAUAGAAAAUUAUAUUUGUGUA